Messenger RNA from Cuscuta europaea, 2763 nucleotides. NCBI's taxonomy places the organism in Eukaryota, Viridiplantae, Streptophyta, Magnoliopsida, Solanales, Convolvulaceae. The record is from the annotation of a GenBank genome assembly.
ACCGAAGAAAAACCCUUUUGCUUCCCCAGCCGCUCCACCAGGUCUAGAGCUCCAUCCGUAAAACAAUGUCCAGAGCCGCCGACCUGAUAUAGGCGGUCGAUCUCUUCAGCUCCAAAUGGUAUUUCAUCCUCUGCUCGACCAGCCCAUGGAAAACAAUGCCUUUCUUCUUCCAUCUUUCUCCAGAGCCGCAAAUCUGAUUUAAUUUAAGCGAUCGAUCUUUUUGCUACAUAUCCAGAUGACAGACAUGAAUCUGAAGGAAACUGGUCAAGAGGUCUUGGGUGAGGAAGAAGUGAAUUCCAUAGAAGUUCAUUCUAAAAACAUGAGUUUGGAUGCAGUUGGAACAAAAAGCAACUCCACUAAGAGCAAAUCAUAUACCGACAAGGAAAAAGCUCAAUCAUCAACUUCUGCGGUGAGUGUUUCUGGACCAUCUAAGAAAAGAAAAAAAUCAAUCUAUUGGGAGCACUUUGAGCAAGUAGAUAAUAAUGGGUAUCACAAUUGCAAAUAUUGUAAAAAAAGAAUCCGUGCAGUAGUAAAAAAUGGCACAAGUGGCAUGAAAAAUCACCUAGAAAGAUGCGCAGAGUAUCCUCCCACUAAGGAUAAAAAGAAAAGACUCGUUGCUUUUCAAUCCACAACUUCUCUUAAAGAUGGAACCAUUCGAACUGAUAAUAAUACUGAAUUAUGGCAUUUUUGUCACGAAUCUGCUAGGAGAGGACUUGCUCGAAUGAUCAUUGUUGAUGAGUUUUCAUUUAGUAUAGUAGAGCGUGAAGGAUUUCGUGACUUCUGUAAACUUCUCAAUCCCGAGUUUGUGGUUCCUUCUCGUAGAACUGUUACUAGGGAUUGUUAUGCAUUGUUUAUUGAGGAAAGGAGAAAACUUAAGAGUUCUUUGAGUAAUUUGUCAUGUAGAGUUUGUCUCACAACCGACACUUGGACUUCUGGUCAAAAUUUGAGCUAUAUGUGCUUGACUGUGCAUUUUAUUGAUGAUGAGUGGAAGUUACAUAAAAGAAUUUUAAACUUUUGCCCCAUUGCUGGUCAUUCGGGUGAGCUUAUAGGUAAAGCAGUUGAAAAGUGUUUGAUUGAGUGGGAGAUAAAGAAAGUUAUGACUAUCACAGUAGAUAAUGCGAGCUCAAAUGACUUAGCUGUGAAAUAUUUGAGAGGAAGGUUGAACCAUUGGGGUGGUAGUGUGUUAGAUGGUCAAUAUCUUCAUAUGAGGUGUGCAACACAUAUUUUAAAUUUAAUUGUCAAAGAUGGUUUGAAAGAUCUUGAUGCAUCCAUUGCUAAAAUCCGUGCUGCAGUAAGGUACGUGCGGUCUUCUCCGGCUAGGUUACAAAAGUUUGUAUGUUGUGUAGAAGAGGAAAAGAUAGAUUCCAAAGGUCUUGUGUGUUUGGAUGUGGAUACUAGAUGGAAUUCUACUUAUUUUAUGCUUGCUUGAGCUGUUAAGUUUAGAAAAGCAUUUGCUAAUUUGCAGUCCAAAGGAGGUCCUUACGUUAAGGAACUUUUGAAGUAUGAUGGCUUAGUUGGGGAUCAGGAUUGGGAUAUUGUUGGUCAUUUCUUGCCUUUCUUGGAAAUUUUUUAUGACGCAACAUUAAAGUUUUCGGGAAGUCUUUAUGUAACUGGGAAUUUUUAUGUGCCCCAAAUUUUCGGGAUCGGAGAUGUCAUAUCGGCCUAUGGUGAGAGUGAAGAUGUCGGUAUUAAGAAGAUGGCUCUUCAGAUGCAAGCCAAACUGCACAAAUAUUGGGGAAAUAUUAAUAAUGUUAAUAUCCUAUUGUUUGUUGCAUUGGCUCUUGACCCGAGAUAUAAACUUGAUUAUGUUGAGUUUGUUGUUGGUUGCUUUUAUGAUAAAAGAAAAUCUGAAAUGUUGUGUUCAAAAAUUCACGAAGCAUUUAAAGUGUUAGUUGACACCUACGGUGCUUUCAAGCCACAAGCAAAGAAGUUAGUAGGGAAUCCUAAGCCACUUAGUUGUCCAUCACAGUCAAAAAGUUGUGAAACAUUAGAUGUUCAACAACGUCUAAAAAUGAAGUAUAGAAUGAAUAAAGCGUCGGUGGAUACAAAGACUGAGUUGGACAAGUAUUUAGGUGAUGAAUGUGAGCCAGAUGAAAGCGCGUUUGAAAUUUUGAAGUGGUGGAGUGCUAAUCAAAAUAGAUACCCCAUUAUUUCCAUGAUUGCUCGAGAUAUUCUAGCGAUACCAGUUUCUACUGUUGCUUCAGAGUCAGCUAUUAGCACCGGAGGCCGCGUUCUUGAUUCUUUUCGGACAUCUUUGACGCCUCGCAUGGUGGAAGCUUUGGUGUGUGGACAAGAUUGGCUACGUGUUUCUCGUACUCAUGUUUCAGUAGAGGAGAGUUUGCUUGAACUAGAGGACAUGGAAGAAGCUUGACUUUGGAGCAGCCCGUGAUUGAAAUUGAAGAUACUAUUUCACUUGUUGAAGAGACCUGGCUGAAUGAGUCAGUUAGUAUGGGAAGGAUUUGGCAUGCAGCAGAAGGGGACAGAAGUUGAUGGAGUUCUUGAAGUUGGGGAGGAGUAGUUAUGUCUCAAAAAUUUUCAGAAGGGAAAUGAAACAAAUCUUGAAGUUGAAGGCUUGUAGACUUGAGCUGCUUUUUUUUUUGCUUUGGAGAUAAAUUAUGAGACUUGAUUUGUUUUUUAUAUCAAUUCUAGUCUAUGGAGUCAUGUAUUUGUUAACACCAGUGUAUUCUUGUAUUUCUGUUAUCUUCUUCAAAACUUGAUCUGCUUAUGGAUUUUUUAUUAUGAUCAUAGAACUUUAGAAAAUUA